CUCAUCCAAUCACUUCCUUUUCUGUCUUCAACAGUAUCUUCCCACAUUAAAUACCAACUGUGUAGUAUAGUACUACUUCAAUGUUAACUAUGUUCUUCUUUUUUUGUUCUCAUCUCCACACCAUGUCCUAAUCUUUCUGCACCAUCGUUCUCCAUUUUUGGCUUUACAAAACCACUGUGUCUGAUUAAGGGUUCUUUAAUAUUUCCAAUAUUUCUUGUAGUGAAAAAGUUGUUAGCUAAAAGAAGACCAAGUUUUUGGUGUUGUAGAAGCAAGAGAAGAAUUAACAUGAAAAUUCAGUGUGACGUGUGUGAGAGAGCUCCAGCAACAGUGAUUUGUUGCGCGGAUGAGGCUGCUUUGUGUGCCAAAUGUGACGUUGAAGUUCAUGCUGCAAACAAGCUUGCAAGCAAGCACCAAAGGCUUCUUCUUCAAUGUCUAUCAAGCAAGCUUCCCACAUGUGACAUUUGCCAAGACAAGCCAGCAUUCAUAUUUUGUGUUGAAGACAGAGCACUCUUCUGUCAGGAUUGUGAUGAACCAAUUCAUUCAGCCGGAAGCCUUUCCGCGAACCACCAGCGCUUCCUUGCUACUGGUAUCCGAGUGGCCUCGAGUUCUAAUUGCACCAAAGACAAUGAAAAAAGUCACUCGGAGCCUCCUAAUAGGAGUGCACAACAAGUUUCUGCGAAAAUUCCUCCUCAGCAAGUGCCUAGCUUCACAUCCUCUUGGGCUGUUGAUGACUUAUUGGAACUAACAGGCUUUGAAUCACCUGAGAAAAAGGAAUCUCUGCAGUUUGGAGAGCUGGAAUGGCUUACAGAUGUGGGUAUUUUCGGCGAACAAUUUGCUCAGGAAGCCUUGGCUGCAGCUGAAGUACCUCAGCUUCCCGAAACUCAUAACAGUAGCAGUGUUGCUUCAUACAAAACCUCCAAAUCCUACAUGUCCCACAAAAAGCCUAGGAUUGAAGUCCUAAAUGAUGAUGAUGAUGAUGAUGAGUAUUUUACUGUGCCCGAUCUCGGCUAAGUACGUGGCUUGCCAUAUGGGAUGGUGCAUGCAUGAUUGGAAAAGAUUAAUUAUGGGAAAAUAAUUGUUUUUUUUAAGCUCUAUUAGUAAAUUGUCAAAAAAGAAUAUUAUUUUCCCAAAAAAACUAUUCCAUUCAGACAUGUUGAUAUGUUGUAUAUUCAAUUAUUAUGAGAACGAUAAUUUUCACAAGUUGUGUGGAGUUGAUUAAGUAUUGUACUUAAGGUGUUUUUUUGCUGGAUAGCAUAGAAUCCAUGCCUUUGGGGAAUAAAUUUUCCUUGUCCUUAUGCUUCAUACACUAGGGGGGAUUCUCCCACGGUCACAUCUUCCCCAAUCCCCCUCGAAUUUGAGACGGUUAAUUCCAUUUUGUUUGUAUG
Molecule: messenger RNA, 1385 nt
Organism: Glycine soja
Lineage: Eukaryota; Viridiplantae; Streptophyta; Magnoliopsida; Fabales; Fabaceae
Product: B-box zinc finger protein 24-like
Exons: 3
Coding region: 286-1011 (241 amino acids)
Biological process (GO): regulation of DNA-templated transcription; photomorphogenesis
Cellular component (GO): nucleus
Molecular function (GO): zinc ion binding
Source: RefSeq, a predicted model, not a curated record